Messenger RNA from Carassius gibelio (silver crucian carp), 2473 nucleotides. Its product is annotated as butyrophilin subfamily 1 member A1. Gene Ontology annotation, molecular function: signaling receptor binding. Gene Ontology annotation, biological process: T cell receptor signaling pathway; regulation of cytokine production. The record is from RefSeq and is a predicted model, not a curated record. Gene Ontology annotation, cellular component: external side of plasma membrane. Lineage: Eukaryota; Metazoa; Chordata; Actinopteri; Cypriniformes; Cyprinidae. The coding region runs from base 470 to 1867 and encodes 465 amino acids. The transcript is spliced from 9 exons.
CUGUUGCCCCGCCUUCUACUUCUCAAACCCCGUUCUUUCUGUGGAAAACACGGAGGAACAUUGCAUGCUCGAGUCACCCAUCGCGUGCUGUUAGGGGAGUUUACCACAGUUUGUUUUGCCGACUGAGAAACGUGAUCGGUAAACAGUUUUGCCAGAAUAUACCGUGACCCCAAUUCCGUGGCCAGGGAUUCCAGAUUAGCGUUCUGUUCCAUAUCAAUUUCGCAAGAGGACAGCUGACAAAAAGACAAUUCUGCCAGGAUAGGUGGAGCCAGAAACGCUCUUUUUUUAUGUUUUCCGUCAUAAUGGAGGAGACGGUGAUGUAGGCUUACCUGAGGCUUAGACGAAACCGUGGCCAGAGUAAUGUGAAAUAUUUCACAAAAUAUCAAAUGAACAAACACUGUUUAAUCAUAUAAAGGAAAAUUUGUUAAUUACAGUGCAGGUGCGAAAAAAGCAUCCAUUUUUCUCAGACAUGAAAUUAAUUUUUUUGACACUGCUGGUUAUUAUUGGAAUUACGGAUUCAAGAUCAGAGCAGUAUGUAGUCGUGGGACCUGCAGAUCCAGUAAUUGCUUUAGCUGGUGAAGAUGUGAUUCUGCCCUGUUCAGUUAAACCCAGCAUCAGUGUUGUGGACAUGAGAGUGGAGUGGUCUAGAUCUGAUCGGAACGACUCAGAACUAGUGCAUCUCUAUGAGGAUCAUGACGACAGAAACACAAAUCAGAGUCAGUCCUACAGAGGGAGAACAAAACUGAAUCAUGAAGAAUUACAGAGAGGAGAUGCAUCACUAAAACUCUCAUCUGUCCAAGUCUCUGAUGAAGGACGUUACAAGUGUUUAAUUCAGUCCGAAUCAUGGUCUGAUAAUGCUACUGUUGAUGUCAGUGUUGAAGCUGUAGGACGUCCUCCUGUGAUCAUUGUAGAUGGAUUUGAUCAAUCAGGAGGGCUUCUUCUACAAUGUGCAUCUGAAGGUUGGUAUCCUGUACCUGUUCUUGAGUGGCUGAACAGUGAAGGAGUCCGUUUGAGUUCAGAAACUGAAGAGACACACAGAAAUGAAGAUGGAUUCGGUGUGAAACACACUGUCACUGUAUAUGAGAGAGACAGCAAGAUUCACUGCAGAAUCAAACUAAAGCAUCAUAUGCUUGAGACACUGAUUAUCGCCACAAGUAAUAUGUUUAAUCUCUGGACGACAUCAGUCAUCCUGAUUUCAGUAGCCGUUGUGCUCAGUGUGAAUGCUGGAAUACUGAUAGCUGUGUUUACUAAGAAUAACAGAAAAUUUGAUCAACGUUUACAAAAUCAGAAGAUGAUAAUAUUACAAGAGAUCACGCAUUUAAGAACACACGCAGUGAAUGUGAUUCUGGAUGCUGAUACGGCUCAUCCACAUCUCUUCGUGUCUCUUGAUAGGAAACAAGUGAGUUAUAGAGAGACACUACUGGAAAUAGUGAAUGGAAAAAGAUUUAAUGAUUAUCUUGGUGUUCUUGGGAAGGAUGGAUUUUCCUCGGGGUGUUUUUACUAUGAGGUUCAGGUAAAGGGGCAAACUGAGUGGGAUUUAGGAGUGGCCAGAGCAUCUGUUAACAGGAUUGGCUUGACCGUUGUGAGUCCUAUGAUUGGAUAUUGGACUGUGAGUCUGAGAGAUGGAGAGUGCUGGGCUCGUAAGUCUCCACAUGUCUCUCUUCCUCUGAGUGUGAAUCCUCAGAGGGUCGGUGUGUUUGUGGAUUAUGAGAAGGGUCUUGUCUCUUUUUAUGAUGUGGAGGCUAUGUCUUUUAUGUAUUCUUUCACUAAUCAGUGUUUUGAUGAGAAACUCUAUCCAUUUGUUAGUUUGGGGUAUCUGAGGAAUGAAAACUCUACACCACUGAUUAUCUGUGAUGAUUACUUCUGAGAUCAAAGUUUGCAUGUUGAAGUAAAUGAAAUCAAAGGAAAUACAAUAAUUGAAAGAGUUAUAGCAAUACAUAUUAAAUAUUAUUUAGACUACAUGUUAAGAAUUUGAACAUUUGGAUAAUAAUUUAAAGCAUCAUAUGGAGCUUAUAAUACGGUGUUUUUUUCCCUGUUUUUGUUAUCAUUUGUUAUCACGUGUGUAUAUGAUUUUUUUUUUAUAAAAUAAUAGCGCCUGGGCCAUGUGAUACAUUUUCACUCAUAUCUCAGUCCAUUUUUUUCAAAAAAAAAAAAAAUGAUUUCAGCGGCCAAUUCAUUAGCUGAAAUAAUGGGAGGGACUUUUCAUUGUGUGGGUUGUCGGGAGAAAAUCAACCUGUAUUAUUUUAUUUAUGACUGUUAUAAACUGUCAUAUGAACUCUUGAUUGCUUUAUUAAUAUCAUAUCAUGUAUCAUAUCAACAACUGAAUAGGGAAGUCAUGUCACAACUGAGAAAUACAUUUACCUUAACAAGAAUUUGUUUAGCAUUAGUGAUAAAGGACAUAAGUUUUUUUUUUUUUUUUUUUUAAAGGAUGAUGUUGUUGUUUUUACAAAUAUAAAACAAAGUAAAUGCUGUA